Messenger RNA from Magnolia sinica, 2527 nucleotides. RefSeq names its product putative receptor-like protein kinase At1g80870. The transcript has a single exon. The coding region runs from base 132 to 2312 and encodes 726 amino acids. The record is from RefSeq and is a predicted model, not a curated record. Lineage: Eukaryota; Viridiplantae; Streptophyta; Magnoliopsida; Magnoliales; Magnoliaceae. Gene Ontology annotation, biological process: protein phosphorylation. Gene Ontology annotation, molecular function: protein kinase activity; ATP binding.
UGUAACCCACCUUUUUCCCUCCAUUUCUUUAAUCCCAACCCCAAAAAAAUGACACUUCCACUCCCUUCUUCUCUCCGAAAACCCUCAAAGCCCAUUCCUCCCCUAAAUUCCCAAACUACCCCUCCCCUCCGAUGCCUUCCAGACCCUUCCCUUCCCACCCUCCCCCGCCAAAUUCCAAAACUACCCUUCUCUUCCUCUCCCUCAUCAUCUCCUCCUCCGUCAUUUUCAUACUCGCCCUAAUCCUCCUCCUCCUCUACCUCUACUUCUCCUUCUCCGAUCGCCGUACUCGCACCCUCCCUUUUGACACAAAUGCCCCUCUCAAACUCCAGAAAUUCCCAUACAAGGACCUCAGGUCCGCCACCAACUCCUUCGAUCCCGCCAACACUGUCGGCCGCGGCGGGUCCGGCGCUGUAGUCUUUCGCGGCAUCCUCCCCGAUGGAAAAUCCGUCGCGAUCAAGGCCCUCGAUGCCGGCGGGCCGUCGGCGGCGUCGAAUUCCCAAUCGGAGCGGGAAUUCCAGAACGAGCUGCAGAUCCUGAGCUCGCUGCGGUCGCCGUUCGUCGUCACGCUCCUUGGGUACUGCUUCGAGCGGAAGAAGCGGCUGCUGGUGUAUGAGUAUAUGCCGAAUCGGAGCCUCCAGGAUGCUCUUUUCGGAGAAUCGGGAAUUGGGUUUUUGGAUUGGGAUCGACGGUUUGGAAUUGUGCUUGAUGUUGCCCGCGCUCUCGAAUUCCUGCACGUCGGGUGCAACCCGCCUGUAAUUCAUGGGGAUAUCAAGCCAAGCAAUGUGCUUCUUGGGUCGGAUUGCAGGGCGAAGGUUGCCGAUUUCGGGCUGGCGCGGAUCAAGACAGAGGGUGAAUUUGGGAUUGAGAUGUUCAGCCAGGAAUUGGGUCGGAGCCAGGAGCUGUGGAAAAGCCAGGAUCUUUCAGGGAAUCAGGCGGCGGUGUCUACAGAGAUCGGGACUCCGGCAGAAACUACAGAGGUAGAUUUUGCUCUUGCAUUGCAAGCUUCUUCUUCGAAAAGCAGUAGAAUAGAUUUCCCUGUUAGGAACCCGAAUUUGAAUUUUUGUUUGUUGAAUCCCAAUGGCAUUGUCGUAAAUGAGGGUGAAUGUAAGGGUAAUGGUAAUUUCAAGGGGAAGGAGGUGUUUGGUGGGGAAGAUUGGAGCAAGUUCGGGCCCUAUGACGAUGAGCUCGGCAGCAUCGAUCAUAGCAAGGAGUUGAGCGCGAAUGCGGUUUCUUCUCCACCAGCCGCUGUUGAUGAUCGGGCGGCCAAUUCAAAGCUAUGGGGGAGGGAUUGGUGGUGGAGACAGGACGGGAGUGGCGAAUUGUGUAGUAAAGAUUAUGUUAUGGAGUGGAUCGGGAGCCAGAUAUGCCCGUCGAGCAACCCAGAUUGGGAUGAUGAGAAGAAGAACUCCCCCAAGAAAUUGGAUUUGGAUGAUUCAAAUCAGGUUGAGAAAAUGGAUGGUGCGGAUGAAACCCAAUUCAGGGAAUUGGGUCCUGAUGAUCACAGUAAGAAAGAGGCGAAGGCUAGUGGCAGCAGCUGUAAUGGCUGUAGCAAGAAGAAGAAGAAGCAUAGGAAGAUGAAAGAAUGGUGGAAAGAAGAGUACUUUGCAGAGAUCAGCAAGAAAGGCAGCAAGCUUAGAAAACUUGAAGGAAAAUGGAAGAAAGGCUUCAAGAUGGCACAUUUCAAUUUGGGUCACAAACUCCAGCUGCGGAGGAUCGGCAGCAGCCUCCGGAAAGAGAGCCGUGGAGCUCACGACCUGAAUGCGGACAUCAGCUUCCGACAGGGAUGGAAGAAGAAGAAGAGCCGUUCGGUUGGCAGUGAUAUGUGGAGUGGGGAUCUCUUCAGCCGGGAGCUCAGUAGCACAACGAGCAUGAGGGGGACAGUCUGCUACGUCGCUCCUGAAUACGGUGGGUGUGGAUAUUUGAUGGAGAAGGCUGAUAUCUAUAGCCUUGGAGUCCUGAUACUCGUGAUUGUGUCCGGCAGGCGGCCGUUGCAUGUUCUGUCGUCGCCGAUGAAGUUGGAGAAGGCCAAUUUGAUAAGCUGGUGUCGGCAUCUAGCACACAAGGGCAAUGUGUUGGAUCUCGUCGACGACAGAUUGAAAGAUACAUACAACAAAGAUCAAGCACUUCUGUGUAUUAAUCUUGCGCUGAUGUGCUUACAGAAGAUGCCGGAAAUGCGGCCGGAGAUUGGCGACAUUGUCAAGAUUCUGAAAGGGGAGAUGGAUCUUCCGUCACUUCCAUUCGAAUUCUCACCAUCCCCACCUUCCAAGCUCUUCAGUAGGUCACGGAGAAGACCUGCGGCGGAUGCCGAGUAAGUCCUUGAUCCACUGCUCUUUUUUAAUUUAAGUGUUUGUUUUGAGCUUGUGUUGAGUGUAACAUGUAGAAGAUGAAUAUAUGAUGUGCAGCCCGCCUCUUUACAUAGCACCCAUUCCCAUGGUUCGAUAAUCCAGACUGUUGAUAUAUUGUGUCCCACCAUAGACCAUGCCACAAAAUCCCCAAAUUGGAAGAUCGGAACAAUCAAUAUUGAUAC